UGCCACAACCUGCACUGCUUGGACACGGUGCUGCCUUCUCAUAGCGAUGCCUCCCCUGGUCCCACCACCACCGUGCCCUGGUGGGUAGCAGGAUGCUUGCGUUGACCCGAGCAUCCAUCCACCAGCCUCGGAUGCUCUGCGGGUGACCGGUGCCAUGUACCGGCGUCUCACCUCCUCGCUGCUUGGCCGCAGGGUCCAUCACCCCCAGUUCACCCCAGUUUGCCUCCGGUUGGGCUCGGGGGGCUGCAGUAGGUGGGAAGAGGAGAAGAAAGAAGAUGGGGUAAAAUGGACCCAGCUGGAGCACCGAGGACCCUACUUUGUCCCCCUCUAUGAGCCACUGCCUGAGGAUGUGCAGUUUUAUUAUGAUGGCAAACCCCUGAAGCUGAGCCUGGCCACGGAGGAAAUUGCCACGUUCUAUGCUAAGAUGCUUGAUCAUGAAUAUACAACUAAGGAGACCUUCCAGAACAACUUCUUCAAUGACUGGAGGAAGGUACCUUCCCUGUGAGGGCUUCCUUGCUGCCCAUCCUCUGCAUUAAACACUGAGCAUUAAACUUGUCAUCAACAGGCAGAUCCUCGGAUACAGUGUGAGAUGGAGGGGAUGAGUUUUGUGGCUUAUAAUUGAGAUGACCUUAGCGGAGCAGAAGAUAAUCAAGGACCUGGACAAGUGUGACUUCAGUGAGAUCCACAAGUACUUUGUGGACAAAAGUGAGGCACGGAAAGCACUCCCCAAAGAGGAGAAGCAGAAACUGAAGGAAGAAGCGGAUAAGAUCCAGGAGGAAUACGGGUACUGCAUCCUCGAUGGGCACCGGGAGAAGAUAGGCAACUUCAAAACUGAGCCUCCAGGGCUCUUCCGUGGCCGUGGUGACCACCCCAAGAUGGGCAUGUUGAAGAAGAGGAUCAUGCCAGAAGAUGUUGUCAUCAACUGCAGCAAGGACUCCAAGAUCCCUGAGCCACCAGAAGGGCACAAGUGGAAGGAGGUGCGCUUCGACAACACCGUUACCUGGCUGGCCUCAUGGACGGAGAACAUCCAGCACACUUUGAAGUACAUCAUGCUGAACCCCAGCUCCAAGCUGAAGGGGGAGAAGGACUGGCAGAAGUACGAGGUAGCUCGACGCUUGAAGGAUGUUGUCCAGAACAUCCGUGCUCAGUACCAGAUCGAUUGGAAGUCCAAGGAGAUGAAGAAGCGGCAAAGAGCAGUGGCCCUUUACUUCAUUGAUAAGCUGGCCCUGCGAGCCGGCAAUGAGAAGGAGGAAGGUGAGACUGCGGACACAGUUGGCUGCUGCUCGCUGCGUGUGGAGCACAUCAGGCUGCACCCCGAGCUGGAUGGGCAGGAGAAUGUGGUGGAGUUUGAUUUCCUUGGGAAAGACUCCAUCCGUUACUACAACAAAGUGUCCGUGGAGAAGCCGGUGUUCAAGAACCUGAAGCUGUUUAUGAAGAACAAGAACCCAGCAGAUGACCUCUUUGACAGGCUCAAUACAACCAUCUUGAACAGACACCUCCAGAGUCUGAUGGAUGGUUUGACUGCCAAAGUGUUCAGGACCUACAAUGCCUCCAUCACCCUGCAGGAGCAGCUCAAGGCCCUCACUAACUCUGAAGACAACGUCGCAGCAAAGCUCCUCGCCUACAACCGAGCUAACCGAGCGGUGGCCGUCCUGUGCAACCAUCAGAGGUCUACACCAAAAACCCAUGAGAAAUCAAUGCAAAUCCUCCAGACAAAGAUCGAUGCCAAGAAACAACAAGUGGAGGAAGCCCAAGAAGAGCUGAAAAAAGCUGAAGAUGAGUUCAAAGACACAAAAGAUGCCAAAGCAGAAGUCAACGUGGAGAAGAAGAAGAAGAAGUUGAAGCGGCUGGAAGAGCAGCUCUCCAAGUUGAAUGUCCAGGCCACGGAUAAAGAGGAGAACAAGCAGAUAGCUCUGGGCACGUCCAAGCUGAAUUACCUGGACCCCAGGAUUAGCAUAGCUUGGUGUAAGAAGUUUGGUGUGCCCAUUGAGAAGAUCUACAACAAGACACAGAGGGAAAAGUUUGCCUGGGCGAUCGACAUGGCCAAUGAGGACUUUGAAUUCUGAGACAAUGCUUUUCCUGUUCCCUCGUGCUCCUUUGGUGCUAUUCAAAAGCUCUUUUCGUGUGUUCUGCACAGUCAUUGGCAGGCAAUGGGGCUGGGGGUUUGCCUAAUGAAAGAGUUUGAUAUGGGUAUUUUGUGCCUUUCUUUGGAUACAAAAGCAAACACCAGGUCUCUGGUUGAACCGGGUAUUGCUGCAUUGUGACACUCAUCCUGCCUGCAGUGACUUUGAUGUGAACUUUUAAUCCCUCUUCAGAGUUGCCAAGUGCUUUGGAUCUUUUCUUUUCCCUCCUCCAGACUAUGGGAAGAAGAUUGAAUGAGAGCCUUAAUUGUGCUGAUGAACAAGAUUAGAUCUAAUCCUAUCUCCUUGA
Messenger RNA from Strigops habroptila (Kakapo), 2430 nucleotides. It is a transcript of the gene TOP1MT, whose product is annotated as DNA topoisomerase I mitochondrial. The transcript has 14 exons. Bases 624 to 2066 code for a protein of 480 amino acids. The record is from RefSeq and is a predicted model, not a curated record. Gene Ontology annotation, biological process: DNA replication; DNA topological change. Gene Ontology annotation, cellular component: chromosome; mitochondrial nucleoid. Gene Ontology annotation, molecular function: DNA binding; DNA topoisomerase type I (single strand cut, ATP-independent) activity. Lineage: Eukaryota; Metazoa; Chordata; Aves; Psittaciformes; Psittacidae.